This is a messenger RNA of Juglans regia (Persian walnut), 676 nucleotides long. RefSeq lists its product as uncharacterized. The coding region runs from base 209 to 643 and encodes 144 amino acids. The record is from RefSeq and is a predicted model, not a curated record. The transcript has 3 exons. Lineage: Eukaryota; Viridiplantae; Streptophyta; Magnoliopsida; Fagales; Juglandaceae.
AUCGAUCAUUCCAAUUCUAUUUCUUCAGGGGCUCUGCUCAUUGCACUAGAGUUGGCAAUUUGGUCAAUAAAACUAAAAAAUAUUGUCUCUAUAGUUCUUUCAUCGAUCAUUCCAAUCAUAUUUUAUUAUGCAGACAACAUUGAAGUUUUUGUUGACCAUCACAUAAUUACCAGCUCGUCAUCUGCCAUAUAUUUAGACCUGGCCAGCCAUGAAGAAGCACAUCUGCAAACCCAGAAAAAGAUUUACUUACAAGAUAUAUAAUAGCAACAACAUGGCUUCUGUCCUACCUUCUUUCCAUGUUUCAAUAAAACCACCUCUCAGGAACUAUACUCGUCAAGCUGUGCAUAUAAGAGCUCAGAGCUUUAGUGAUGAAGGGAAAUCGAGUAAUAUCGUCGAUGCAAACUUGAGUGUUCUUAGAGACAAAGUAGAGAUGGUUAAGACGAAGGAGAGACUUGAGAGGUGUUGCAAAUGUGAAAAUGGAUGGAAUUACGUCCCUGGGUAUGAUUAUGAACUCAAAAGAGAGAGAGAGAGGUCACAGUUAUUUGAGUUUGUAGGCUUAAUUUGUGGGACUCUUGGUUUCACCUGUCUUAGUGGUAUUUUCUGUCUUUGCCUUGUUUCCUUCUUUGUUCAUUUGGUUCAAUAAGUUGGAUUUUGUACAAAAUGUAAAUGAAUCUCU